CCUGUUUCAUCCCGCCGUCACUUAUCCACCAGUCCACCAGCACUCCGCGAGGAAUUCUUUCAAAAUACAACACGACGAUGGAUAUUCAACGAGACCGACCGUUUAAACGAACGAUACGUCAAAUUUCGACCAACAGAGCUCCAACGGAUUGCCGGUGAAGCAGUACAACAAGACUAUUGCCCUGAUAUUGCUAAGCUUGCAGAAGGGGGCUUCAACAAGGUGUUUCUUCUACGAGAAAAGAACGGUCGUGAAGUGAUCGCGCGAAUUCCUACUCCUAUUGCCGGGCCUCCUCAUUACACAACUGCCAGUGAGGUGGCUACGAUGAACUUCUUGCGAAAUGUCCUCAAACUGCCAGUACCUGAGGCCCUAGCAUAUUCGGCGUCAUCGGACAAUCCCGUCGGAGCAGAGUAUAUUCUGAUGGAGCGGGUGGAGGGAGAGAGUCUUUCCUCACGGUGGUUAUCUCUCACGACCGACGAGAUGAAAGAUAUCAUAACACAAAUUGCAGUCAUAGAGAGGAAGAUAUUCGAUUUUCAGUUCCCUGCGUAUAGAAGCUUAUAUCAUAAGAAGGACCUUGAUGGGGAAACCCAGAUACCAGUCGUGGAAGAUUUCUGUAUCGGCCCUGUGUCUGCGCGGCAAUUUUGGCAUGGCGAACGGAGCGAAACAGAUAUUGACCGUGGGCCCUGGCUUUCACCCUUGGACUGUGUUACGUCCGCGGCUCGCCGAGAAAUGGCUCCUCGCCAGACAUUUCUGCUACCAACUAACUAUAAUAUUGACCCCUCUGUGCAUACCUCGUUACUUUCGCGGUUCCUACAAUUGGCACCUCAUUUAAUCCAGCCGGGUCCUUACAGCGCCCCGACGCUAAGACAUCCCGAUCUAAGUCUGAGCAACAUUUUAUUAGCACCAGGAUCAACCAAAAUCAUCAGCAUCAUUGAUUGGCAAGAUGCCGUGAUAUCCCCCCGCUUUAUGCAAGCAGGCUAUCCCGCGUUUUGUGAGCGCGACUCCUCACAGCCUCAGAGUCUACAGAUUCCAUCUCUCCCCGAUGAUUUCGAUGAGAUGGAUAUCGAACAACAGAGACAAUCCAGAGCCGUCUUUCGCUUAGAAGAGGCCAACCUCUACUACACGGCGGCGACAGGUGUACACAAUGACGAACAUAUGGAUCUGCUGAAACUUCCUCAUCUCGGAAUGCGGCAGCAUCACAACUCCAUCGUUUGUCCGGUUGUGUUUAGCGACGAAGAACGAGAGGCUGCCAUGGCGGAAUCGCAGGAAUGGAAUGAGUCCGAACAGCUACUGUCCCGGGUUAGAGAACACCUCGAUAUCGACCCGGAAGGCGGGACCGAGCCAGAUAACUUCGAGAGGGCGUUUCGUAUGGAAAUGGUUCGGCAAGCAGAGGUGGACCAGAGGGAGAUCUGUUGGCGUAAUUGGCCGUAUAAGGAUGAAGAGGAUAACAGCAUGCCUCCCGGGAAUAUUUAA
This is a messenger RNA of Penicillium cinerascens, 1470 nucleotides long. Its product is annotated as Mitochondria protein Fmp29. The record is from RefSeq and is a predicted model, not a curated record. The transcript has 7 exons. Gene Ontology annotation, cellular component: mitochondrion. The annotation marks the transcript as partial. Lineage: Eukaryota; Fungi; Ascomycota; Eurotiomycetes; Eurotiales; Aspergillaceae.